ACUUGAAAUUCUUCUAUGUCUCUCAGUCGCAGGAACUGGACGGAGUCGGAGAGGCAGAGCAAGAUGAGUAUGUUGUCAAGGGGGAAAGCUGCUCAUGAUCUCUUCGUCUAUGGCAGUCUCCAGGAACCCGAAGUCGUUAACGCGCUUCUCAAUCGCGUCCCUGACCAUGUCUCCGCCGUACUCUCCGGCUUCCACAGGUUUAGACUCAAAGGCCGUGUUUAUCCAACAAUUCUACCGGACGGUACCGGAGAAGUCACCGGAAUGGUGCUGAAGGGAAUCACAGAUGAUGAACUGAAAAUGUUAGAUGAGUUUGAGGAUGUUGAAUAUGACAGAAAGGCUGUUGAAGUGGUGCUGACGGAUACUUCAGAGGAGCUGCCAGUCGAAACAUAUGUAUGGAAGAACAAAGAUGAUCCGGAUCUUUAUGGAGAAUGGGAUUUCGAGGCAUGGAAACGACAUGACAAGGAAUGUUUCGUAACAGCGACCAAGAAAUUUCUGGAAGAAAGGAGAUUACCAGAGGCAAAGACGAGGAUCGACACAUUCAAAACGUUCUUUAAGCAGGAUUCUGAGAAUGGGAAACCUCUGGAUUAAUCUUGAUAAUACUCUCUCUGAUCUAACUGCUAUGACUUUUGGUACUUGCAAUGAUAUUAAAGUGAUUGCCAUUGCCUCACUUGAAAUAAGAAUUGUGGAUCUAUGCUUCUUGGGGAAUUAUAUAAAAAACAGAAUGUUCAUGACUCUUGUGCAUGUAGCUACUAGCUAGACAUGAAUGGGCUCUGCAUGAUCAUGUAAUCUGAUGAUUUGUAAUCUCAUUGAAGCGUGACUGUUUUUUGUUUUGUUUACUUAAAAGGGAAAGGGCUUACAAAUGAUUGAUGCCUUAGAAAAUAAGCAUUUUCCAUUGUUUCUCGAAUUGUCUUUUAGCUCAUAACUAUGUAUACCAAUCUACUUAAACUUAAAGGCUAGCAGUACUA
Molecule: messenger RNA, 965 nt
Organism: Camelina sativa (false flax)
Lineage: Eukaryota; Viridiplantae; Streptophyta; Magnoliopsida; Brassicales; Brassicaceae
Product: AIG2-like protein C
Source: RefSeq, a predicted model, not a curated record